UUUCUCUAUCGUUAGAAACUUAAAGUAUUAGUUUAAUGCUAAAAAAUUUAAAAAUUAAAUAAAGAAAAAUUUAAAUGAUUUUAAAAUAUAUAUGACUAUUUAGCAAAGUGUUGUAUUUAGUAGAUAUUUAGUUUAAAACUUCAAUAUGUGUUUAUCAAAAUACAAAACAAAUAACUUUACCGAACAAUGUCCUUGAAAAUUCAAUGUGUGCAAGCACAACGAACCAACCACCAACACCAAAGAAGCUAUAAUAUGCAUUUGUUUGUUGGCAGUUUUUUCUUCUUAUUCAACCAAAAAUUUUGCACCAUUCAUAAUUUUUAGCACAGAAUUUUGGCUAAAAUCCAAAUUAAAAAAAAAUCAAUGCAUAUCUUUGUUUUUUUUAAGGAGUAUGUGGUGACAUUGCUAGUGAAAUUAUAAUAGAGACAAUUAGUUUUGACCUUUAUAGAAAUUAAAAAACAAGGCAUAUAUAUAAUAAAUUCUUUAAAAAUAUUAAAAAAUAUACAAUAUCUAACUAAAUGUGCAUGUAAUUACAAAAACUACAAAAAUAUUGUUUAAUCCUUUUAUUUAAAAAAUUUAAAAGGUCUGUGAUUGCUUAAAACAUUACCAAAGAAAUACAUAGUAAUUUAAACAAGAAAAAAAUAACUAAAAAAAUAAAUUAUUUUAAAUUUUAACCAAAAUACAAUAAUAUAAAACAAUACAACUCUGUGUGAUAUAUUAAAACUAAAACAAAAAAAAAAACCAAACAACAUGUGUACGCAUAACAGUAAUAUGUUGUAUAAUAAUAAAACUACUUACUCUACCUACAAUAAAAUUGUGUGCAAUUAAUAAUCUUCAAUAAUUCAUUUAAUGGACAUUGAUGUUUUUGCUAUUGUUUUUUUGUUGCGUGACGUUGUUAUAACACAAAUAUAAUAUAAAAAUCAUAUGUUAGAUACUAAAGGAAAAUCGUGCAAAAGGAAAAAUUCAAUAUAACGUUAAGAAUAAAACAUUAACGUGAUGACACGUUCCUAUGAGCCUGCACCGUCCAUAGAAAAAGACGAAAGUCAAGUGAAAACAAACAUAGACGAUGAUAAUGAUACCAGUUUCGAAAUAGAUGAACCAGAAGAUGAAGAAACUAUAUUUGUGGUUAAAGGACAUAAUGUCUAUACACCUACUAAUGGAUCUAAUGAAAAAAUAACUUCACGUUUAAAUAGUCCCUCGGCGACUAAUGAAGAUGAAGAUCAAAUUUCUUUACAAGAAGAAAAAUCAAAUGAUGUUACCCCCAGUACAUCGGUUUGCAUAAAGGAUAGUCAUCUUUGUGCAAAAAAUAACAAUCGUGAUGAAUCUAAUGAAGAUUCAGAUUGUUCCUAUGAUUCUUAUACCUAUUCUUCCACGCCGACAACCGCAGAUGUAGCCGACGUUACAACUGUUACUUUAUAUCAUGGCGGCAACAGUGGCUGUAGUAAAAUUAUUAGGCAACCCUGUAGGCGACUGCCACCCUCGGCUAAUGUUCUAGUUAUAGCAGUACAAACGAGUCACAUGAACGAUAUUGGCUCAGUAGCAGAUGAUACUUGUUCAGGUUCUUUAGAAACAACAACGACUGAUCUCGAAACGGAAAAUGCACCCUCAAUAAGUCCCUAUAAUAAUAGACGACUUCAGCCCGUCACGAAUUCGUCAAAUCUUAUUUACAAUUCCACAAUACAUUCCAUACCCUCAGUACUGUUAACUCAUCCCACUGCUGCUUUCCAAGAAACCGAUUCAAAUGCUAUCGAAAUACCUCCUACACGUACUAAUCGCCAUCAGCGUACUAUGUCUUCAACAUCACAACGUUCAAUAGCCUCUCAGCAUUCAGUACAUACCGCUAAUACAACAUUGUCCAUAACUCAGCCGAAAAGUCGAAUUUGGACGUGUUUAAGGUGGAUAUGUUUAAGAUUUAAGAGUUCCGGCAUAGGAGAACCAAGUGUACAUCAUGCUUUGGUUGUGAUCUUUUUAGAGUUUUUUGCCUGGGGUUUGCUAACAAUGCCAGUUAUAUCGGUAUUAAAUCAAACCUUUCCCGAACACACAUUCCUAAUGAAUGGUCUAGUCAUGGGAAUUAAGGGUAUACUAUCAUUCCUAAGUGCACCGCUGAUUGGUGCUCUGUCAGAUAUUUGGGGUCGCAAGUUUUUCUUGUUAAUAACAGUAUUUUUCACAUGUGCUCCCAUACCUUUAAUGACAAUAAACACAUGGUGGUUUUUCGCAAUGAUCUCAAUAAGUGGCAUAUUUGCUGUCACAUUUUCAGUUGUAUUUGCUUAUGUGGCAGAUGUGACAACAGUAGAAGAACGAUCACGUGCUUAUGGUUUAGUUUCGGCAACAUUUGCCGCCAGUUUGGUAAUCUCUCCUGCUCUUGGUGCUGCACUAAUGGAAAAGUACAGUGAUACAUUAGUCGUUGCUUUAGCUACAGCAAUCGCUGUAUUGGAUGUUUUCUUUAUAUUAGUAGCAGUUCCUGAAAGUUUACCGGAUAAAGUGAGGGGCUCUUCUUGGGGUGCUCCCAUUAAUUGGGAGCAAGCAGAUCCUUUUGCUGCUUUACGCAAAGUUGGUACAGAUCAUACCAUUCUAAUGCAAUGUGUUACCGUAUUGCUAUCGUAUCUACCAGAGGCUGGACAAUAUUCAUGUAUAUUUGUCUAUUUAAAAUUAAAAAUGGGCUUUAAUACAAUGGAAGUGGCUAUUUUCAUUGCUGUAGUUGGUAUACUAAGUAUUAGUGUUCAAGUAACUUUAGGUUAUUUAAUGCGGAGGGUUGGAGCUAAACGCACUAUUGUUUUGGGUCUUAUAUUGGAAAUGACACAACUAUUUUGGUAUGGUUUUGGCAGUCAAAAGUGGAUGAUGUGGGCUGCCGGUAUAUUGGCUGCUUUAGGUUCGAUAACAUAUCCAGCUAUUAGUGCAUUUGUCUCCAUACACUCAACGGCAGAUAGUCAAGGUGCCGUUCAAGGUAUGGUCACUGGCAUGCGUGGACUAUGCAAUGGCUUAGGCCCGGCUAUGUUUGGUGUUAUAUUUUAUUUAUUCAAUGUUGAUUUGAAUAAUGAAAAAUCACUACAAGAGAAUGUUGAAAAUGAUAGCUGGUUUCAAUUUCCGGGACCGCCUUUUGUCUUUGGUGGUUUUAUGGUCAUACUUGCCAUACUUGUAGCACUGUUUAUACCAGAAGUUCAUGGUGAUAUGAAUUUUAUACGUACUCCUAAUGAAAAAAAACGGGCUUCAGUAGAUGUACAAUAUGAAGUUGAAGGUGGUAUAAAACCAACAAGCCCUUUAAUGCGUUCAAAUUCAUUGGCGCAGCUGUAGUAUUGUUACCUAAUAAUAAGAAAAUUAUUGUGUUAAAUUGUAAGCUUAAA
Molecule: messenger RNA, 3338 nt
Organism: Lucilia cuprina (Australian sheep blowfly)
Lineage: Eukaryota; Metazoa; Arthropoda; Insecta; Diptera; Calliphoridae
Product: hippocampus abundant transcript 1 protein
Exons: 9
Coding region: 994-3288 (764 amino acids)
Biological process (GO): transmembrane transport
Cellular component (GO): membrane
Molecular function (GO): transmembrane transporter activity
Source: RefSeq, a predicted model, not a curated record